AUCACAGUUUCAAUAAAACUACUCAACUAGAUGAGUACUUUCGUGAUAAAUAUACAUUGAGUUUUAUUAUUUACAGUGAUAAGUAUCAAAUACUUAUUGACAAUAACAAUUAAUUAAACAAAUUUAUUCACUAUCCUUUUUUUGAAUGAAAAAAUACUUAGCAACAAUCAGAGGUUAUAUUUAGGUCACCAAUGCUGGCUUUGAAAUAAAAUAUUUAUGAAAACAAAAACCGAAACAUCUUCUUCUCCAUGGUGUCGAACAUUUAAAUUGAUGACAGCAGAUUAAAUAAACAAAGAAAUGUCAUCGGAAGAAGUAAACAGAGUAACGGCUGCUGUACCAACUGAAGAAGCAGGUCAGUCUGUCAGUAGCACGAGCCAGACCUCAGGGACAACAAGCUCAAACGUUAAUUCACCACGUCCACCAGACCAAGUCAGUCGUUCAAAUAAUCUCCAGCGUAUCCAGCAACGCAAACAGCACGUGUUUAACUGGCCACAGCUUAAAAAAUUAUUGAAAUUAGCCAACUACAGUCUGUGCCAAGUAGAAGAGUGCAAAUGCAAUGGGUGGAAAAAUAGUCAGCAACCGAUAAAGUCACCCCAGAAAGAUCUUGGCCAGCAGCAGCCACAGCAACCAGUCACCAAUUUCAGCGAUCCCUGUCGAAGUUGCACCCAUACUCUGGACAAUCACAUUAGUCAUUUACAAAAACAGUCCGACGAAGAGAUAAAUAGAUUACUGGGUAUGGUUGUCGAUGUUGAUAACAUAUUCAUGGGCAUGCAUCGCGAGGAAGAUCCAGACACCAAAAAGGUUUACUAUUAUUUAUUUAAAUUAUUAAGAAGAAAUAUACUGGCCAUGACUAAGCCAGCUGUGGAAGCACCUCUUGGACAACCGCCUUUUGAACGACCAAGUAUUGCCAAAGCGAUAAGUAAUUUUGUUCUGUAUAAAUUUAGUCAUUUACCACAGCACGAUUGGCAAGCAAUGUAUGAUCUUGCUAAAAUGUUUCUGCAUUGUCUUAAUCAUUGGAACUUUGAGACACCAAGUGCCCGUAGAUUAUCUGCUAAUCUCGAGGAUCCAACUCCGUACAAAAUAAAUUAUACAAGAUGGCUUGUUUAUUGUCAUGUACCAGCAUUCUGUGAUUCACUGCCUCACUAUGAUACCACACUGGUGUUUGGUAAAACAAUGUUACAGGCAGUAUUUAAAUCUGUUUGCCGCCAACUUAUGGAUAAAUGUCACAGCGAACGAGAUAAAAUGUCGCCGGACAAACGUGUUCUCGUGUUGACUCAUUUCCCUAAAUUUCUGUCCAUGCUGGAGAGUGAAAUUUUCUCCAACACAUCACCUAUUUGGGAUCCUGAAUUUAAACAGGUACCGCCGUAUCAUUUACACUUGUCACUUGAUUCUAAAAGCAAUGCUGGACGACGCACAGGUGAAUUUGAAAAGGUGACAUUGACUCCUAACGAUAAAGACAAUUAUACGACAAUAAAUAUAAGUCCUGGAGUUAAAAGAGUGGGUGACAAACGGCCGCAUGCUGAAGGCAGAUCUGAGAGUAAAAAAAAACGCACUGAAGAAGCAUUCGAAGAUUUGCCUGAAGAGACGGUUGCUGUUGUGUUGGACACAAUAAAUGACCCAAAUUAUAUGUGCGGUCCGGACGCUGUUUUCCCGCCAAAUGUACCAAGAGACGAAACGGCUAAAUUAGAGGAAGCAAAAAAAAUAAUUGAGUUCCAUGUUAUUGGCAACAGUUUGACUCAGCCAGUGUCCAAGCAGACAAUGCUCUGGCUGAUAGGUCUCCACAAUGUAUUCAGCCAUCAAUUACCACGAAUGCCCAAGGAAUACAUCUCGCAGCUGGUGUUCGAUCCAAAACACAAGACAUUGGCGCUAAUUAAAGACGGCAGGCCAAUUGGUGGAAUUUGUUUUAGAAUGUUUGCAACUCAGGGAUUUACCGAAAUUGUUUUUUGUGCUGUCACCAGUCAAGAACAAGUAAAAGGUUACGGCACACAUUUGAUGAAUAUGUUGAAGGAUUAUCAUAUUAAAAAUAAUAUCCUACAUUUUUUGACAUUUGCCGAUGAAUUUGCAAUCGGUUACUUCAAAAAACAAGGCUUCAGCAAAGAUAUUAAAUUACCACGUGCUAUGUAUCAGGGAUACAUAAAAGAUUACGAAGGUGCCACAUUGAUGCACUGCGAGCUUAAUGCAAAAAUAGUUUACACCGAGUUCACGGCUGUUAUCAGGAAGCAGAAAGAAAUUGUUAAAAAGUUGAUUCAGCAGAGACAGCAGGAGAUCCAAAAAGUACAUCCGGGGUUGUCCUGCUUCAAGGAGGGGGUCAGAGGCAUUCCUGUUGAAUCUAUACCGGGUAUUCGAGAAACUGGGUGGAAAAAUUACGCGCAAACGAGAACACGGGGUGUCGCCAAAGGCAGUCAGGGUCCGGAACCUAUGGAAGCUUGUCUUGAUAUCACAGAUUCCCUCUACAAUGCACUGAAAAGUGUUUUAAAUAGCGUUAAAAACCACAGCACCGCAUGGCCAUUCCUCAAACCUGUAGAUAAAAAUGACGUUCCCGAUUACUACGAUCAUAUUAAAUAUCCAAUGGACCUUAAAACUAUGACUGAGCGAUUGAAAGCCAGAUAUUACGUGACCCGAAGACUCUUCAUCGCAGACAUGACGAGGAUAUUUACAAAUUGUCGUUUGUACAACAGCCCUGAUACUGAAUAUUACAGGUGUGCGAACGCACUUGAAAAAUAUUUCCAAACACGUAUGAAAGAAAUUGGUCUUUGGGAUAAAUAAAAAUUUAUUUUGUUAUAAAUCCAAACGCUGUGUCUUUUAAA
This is a messenger RNA of Microplitis demolitor, 2807 nucleotides long. RefSeq names its product histone acetyltransferase KAT2A (gene KAT2A). Gene Ontology annotation, biological process: positive regulation of transcription by RNA polymerase II; chromatin remodeling. The coding region runs from base 298 to 2766 and encodes 822 amino acids. The transcript is spliced from 3 exons. The record is from RefSeq and is a predicted model, not a curated record. Gene Ontology annotation, cellular component: nucleus; histone acetyltransferase complex. NCBI's taxonomy places the organism in Eukaryota, Metazoa, Arthropoda, Insecta, Hymenoptera, Braconidae. Gene Ontology annotation, molecular function: protein binding; histone H3 acetyltransferase activity.